AUGAUUUCAAAAGAAAACAAUGAAGAAUUGAUUGAAAAUCCUACAAAAGAUGAAGUGAAGCAGGCAGUUUUUGGUUUAAAUAGUGAAAGUGCAGGUGGACGUGAUGGCUUCACUGGCCUGGUUUUUCAAAAAUGUAAUCCUUUGUCACCUACUUUGUUCAUAUUGGCUGCUGAGGCGUUAUCAAGGGGAUUGAAUGCACUAAAUGAGAACCUGUGGUUUACUGGCUUUGUCUUGCUCAAAUGGAGUCCAAAAAUCAACCACUUGUCAUAUGCAGAUGACACCAUCAUCUUCUCAUCCUCUUGUGAGAUAUCCUUGGGACUGAUUAUGAAUGUUUUGAAGAAUUAUGAACAAGCUUCUGGGCAGCUGAUUAACAAGUCCAAAAGCUCUAUAUACUUGCAUGACAGGGUGGAUAAUGAGGUGUUCCAAAAGGUGGAGAGGAUCACUGGUAUUGCAAGGAAGAACUUUCCUUUAAUGUACUUAGGUUGUCCCAUUUUUUAUGCCAGACCACAAAUGUCAUUUUACUCAGAGUUGAUUUCCAAGGUUAGAAACAGGCUUCAAGGAUGGAAAGGAAAAUUAUUAUCAUUUGGUGGAAGAGCCAUUUUACUGAAGCAUGUUCUACAAGCAAUGCCAAUGCACUUACUUUCAGCAAUUGAUCCACCUUCUUUUGUUAUUGAAAAGCUUCACAAGAUAUUUGCUCAAUUAUUUUGGAGCAAUACAAUUAGUGAGCGGGGUACACAUUGGACAAAGUGGUAUACAGUAUGCUUGCCUCAAGAUGAAGGUGGACUAGGUUUCAGAUCCCUUAGUGACAUGUCAAUGGCAUUAUGUGCUAAGUUGUGGUGGAACUUAAGAACUAAACCUUUUUUGUGGAGUCCUAGAAUGGGUUCAGCACUACUUUGGGUUGAUAACUGGCCAGGUUUAGGCCCUUUAUACUUUCUAACUCCAUCAGAUUUUUAUUGCAAUGAGGAGAUUAAUAAUGUAUUUGAUGUAGUGACUCAAGGAAGAUGGCAUGUCCCAGCCAUAAGGAACAAUCUUCCUGAGGAACUAGCUGAGUAUAUUCUCAAUGAAGUUCAGCCUCCUGCUAAGCCUGAUGAACUUGACAAACCUUAG
Molecule: messenger RNA, 1107 nt
Organism: Lycium barbarum (goji berry)
Lineage: Eukaryota; Viridiplantae; Streptophyta; Magnoliopsida; Solanales; Solanaceae
Exons: 3
Coding region: 1-1107 (368 amino acids)
Source: RefSeq, a predicted model, not a curated record